UUUACUUUCACUUUCACUCUCUAUAGCGAGCUCAAGCGCUUCUGGUUUGCUUCCUCGGAAAUAAUUUCUAAUUUUAUUUUUGUUUCUGUCGCGCUUUUAAAGCAAGUCGACAGGCGAUAUUUAAUUGAAAGAAGUUUAAAACAUUUCCCUGAACACCAUGACUUCCUUAGACAUGAGCCCUGCGUCGAAAAAAGAGGUUGAUGGGUUUACCAAGAAACUCACCAGAGAGGCAGAGCAACUCAUCUCAACUUUCUUCCCUCAGAAGAUUGCAGAAAUGGACAACCUGCUCCAGGUCUCACUGGUUCUGGAAGACCUUUCUACUCUCAGAGCUCCGCUGGACAUCCCGAUCCCAGACCCUGCCAAAGAGGAGCUUAAGAGAAAGAAGAAAGAAGAGAAGAAAGCAAAGGAGGGAAAGAAAUCUGAAGACAAAGAGGAAGAAGAAGCUGGACCUCCCUGUGGCCCCAUAGCCAGUAACGAGAAAGUGGACAAUCUCAUUAAAGCCAUAAAACCCCACAUUCAGACGCUGAAGGAAAACCUUAAUACAGUGUCCAUGUGGGUACAACUACAGAUCCCCAGGAUCGAGGAUGGGAACAACUUUGGCGUUGCCGUGCAGGAAAAGGUAUUCGAGCUGCUGACCAACACCCGCACCAAGAUCGAAGGAUUCCAGACACAGAUCACAAAGUAUUACAGCGAGAGAGGAGAUGCUGUGGCCAAGGCUUCCAAAACGCCACAUGUGGGUGAUUACAGACAACUGGUUCACGAGUUGGAUCUGCACCAGUACUGUGAGCUGCGCAUCGUGGUUCUGGAGAUCCGCAAUACAUACGCCAUCCUUUUCGAUGUCAUCAGCAAGAACUACGACAAGAUCAAGAAGCCCAGAGGAGACUGUAAAGCGCUUAUCUACUGAGCGACUCGCACCAUCAUCACUCAGAAAGAGAAACAUUGCAGAUUAGAUUUCAUUUUUGUGAUGCUUUCUCGGGUUCAAGCACAAAGCAGAGACUGAUCCCGAAUUCCCUUUGGUCAUCUUUACAUAAUAAAGCAGUGACAUUGUGUAAAUUCGUUUAAAGCCUCAUCUUUUUUAUAUAUUAUUAUAAUCACAGAAACACAAAAACUGUCAUGUUAUUUAGACGUUGUUAUAUGUUUUCAGCUGACAGAUGUCAUGUGUUUAUUGAAUUGAUCUCCAGAUUGAGAUGUUUAUUGCAAUUUUGUUCUCAAAGGAAUCUGCCAAUUAAAGGAAUUGGAGAAAAUAA
This is a messenger RNA of Hemibagrus wyckioides, 1247 nucleotides long. It is a transcript of the gene psme1, whose product is annotated as proteasome activator subunit 1. NCBI's taxonomy places the organism in Eukaryota, Metazoa, Chordata, Actinopteri, Siluriformes, Bagridae. Gene Ontology annotation, biological process: regulation of proteasomal protein catabolic process; regulation of G1/S transition of mitotic cell cycle; positive regulation of endopeptidase activity. Gene Ontology annotation, cellular component: nucleoplasm; proteasome activator complex; cytoplasm. The record is from RefSeq and is a predicted model, not a curated record. The transcript is spliced from 11 exons. Gene Ontology annotation, molecular function: endopeptidase activator activity. Bases 158 to 904 code for a protein of 248 amino acids.